This is a messenger RNA of Micropterus salmoides (largemouth bass), 1985 nucleotides long. It is a transcript of the gene poglut2, whose product is annotated as protein O-glucosyltransferase 2. The record is from RefSeq and is a predicted model, not a curated record. Lineage: Eukaryota; Metazoa; Chordata; Actinopteri; Centrarchiformes; Centrarchidae. The transcript is spliced from 10 exons. Gene Ontology annotation, molecular function: glucosyltransferase activity; protein binding. The coding region runs from base 334 to 1923 and encodes 529 amino acids. Gene Ontology annotation, cellular component: endomembrane system.
CCUGCUCAUUCAGCAGAUAGUUACAGUAAAGUGUACAAGGAUUUUGGAAAUAGCCAACAGUAACCUGACUGAAGCCAUGUUAAAAUAACAACAUUAUGCGCCUAUAUUAGCCAGAUAUAAGCAGUUAGCAAUGCCACCGCUGAACCGUGCAGUUCCAGAUGGAAACGGAGCGAGCUAACGUUAAAACGUUAACGUUACAGACUUCUAACGUUAACUUACGCCUUCUCCUAAUGUUUGGACAUUUUUAAACCGACAAUGGCAAGUUUGGGCACUGACCCUCUCUAGGGAGAAAGGUAAGGGCUAACGUUUGAGGCCAGUCAACGCUGGACAGCCAUGUCUUCUGGACUAGUUUCACGGUUGCUGCUGCUGCUCUGCUGUCUGGGUCUGUUCAGACGUGAACUCCCGGGGACUCGGGCAGACUCGGUACCCAGUGCUGCAAAAACUUUGGUAUGGGGACCUGGACUGGAAGCAAACAUUGUGCUCCCAGCUCGAUAUUUCUACAUACAGGCGGUGGACGGCUCGGGGAGAAAUUUAACAACAUCACCUGGUGAGAAGACCUUUGAAGUGAAGAUUGUGUCUCCAGCAGAGCAGUUCACCAGGAUUUGGAUCCAGGUCCUGGAUCGCCAGGAUGGCUCCUUCCUGGUGCGCUACAGAAUGUACGCCACCUGCACGGACCUUCACAUCCACGUUCUGCUCGAGAACAAGGAUGUCGCCAAGUCGCCGUUCGUUCUCGAAGGCCCAGUUUACCAUGAGGGCUGUGACUGUCCCCAGCCCAGUGGCUCUGUGUGGGAGGCCCAUAUGCACUGUCCUCAGUCCUUCCCCCAGAUAGAAAGGGACCUGGUCGCCUACACCAGCGUUGACCCUGAUCGCAACUCGCGGGAGAUCCCACAGCGCUUUGGACAGAGACAAAGCCUCUGCCACUACACUAUUAUAAACAACAAGGUCUACGUUAAAACCUUCGGAGAGCACGUAGGUUUCAGAAUCUUUAUGGAUGCCAUUCUCCUGUCGCUCACCCGAAAGGUGCGGCUCCCUGAUAUGGAGUUUUUUGUUAACCUGGGUGACUGGCCGUUGGAGAAGAGGAAACCCACUGAGAGGAUUCAUCCUAUCUUUUCCUGGUGUGGCUCUGACAAUACCAGAGAUAUCGUCAUGCCCACCUAUGACCUGACCGAGUCUGUCCUUGAGACCAUGGGAAGGGUUAGUCUGGACAUAAUGUCAGUGCAGGCCAACACAGGACCAGCAUGGCAAGAGAAGAACGCCACAGCCUUCUGGAGGGGCCGGGACAGUCGGCAGGAACGUCUGGAGCUGGUCAAGCUUUCCAGGGCUCACCCCAACAUGAUAGAUGCUGCCUUUACCAACUUCUUCUUCUUCAAACAUGAUGAGAGCCUCUACGGGCCGCUGGUCAAACAUGUUUCCUUCUUUGACUUUUUCAAGUACAAGUACCAAAUAAACAUCGACGGCACCGUGGCAGCAUAUCGACUGCCUUACCUAUUGGCAGGAGACAGUGUGGUCUUAAAGCAGGAUUCCGGCUACUACGAGCAUUUCUACAACGAGCUUCGGCCGUGGGAGCACUACAUCCCAAUCAGGGCGGACCUCGGAGACCUGCUGGAAAAGAUCCAAUGGGCUCGUGACCACGACGAAGAGGCACGGAAAAUUGCACUGGCGGGUCAGCAGUUUGCUCGCAAUCAUCUUAAUGGAGACAGCAUAUUUUGUUACUACUACAAACUUUUCCAGGAGUAUGCCAAACUCCAGGUCACAGUGCCACAGAUCCGGGAAGACAUGGAGCUUGUGGAGCAGCCCAUCGAUGACCUGUUCCCCUGUUCCUGCCACAGGACGGGGCAAAGGAUGAACUUUGACCUGUCAUCCAGUUACAGAACAAUCCUUCAUAUCGGAUAUACUGCCAAAUCAUUUUUCAGUGUGAAUUAAUUGCAUGACUGACAUGAAUUUCACAUUAUCUCAUUUUUUAAAUAAAAAUGUGUCUUUUUGUA